AUAAUUGCUCCGGCGAAAUGUGUGGAAUAGCGCUGAUUGUCGCCGGAAUUCGCAUAGACAUAUCGUCGCUUCUUCCCAAUUUUACCUCUCCAACGCCUCAGUUUCAUCAGAAGAAUUUGGUUUCAGUGGAAGAAAUUAAAUCUGCCCUGCGUAGAAGAGGCCCGGACAGCUUAGGGAGCAAGACUGUGAUUCUUCAGUCCAGAAUUUCUCCUAUCGGAGAAGGGGAAUGUGAAAUUUUUGCUGUAGCUGGUGAUGGUGAUGAAAUAAGUGACAGAAAUGGCGGUGGUGGCGUUAGAGAAUUGCUUGGAGUUGCAGAAUUGCAGUUUAUUGGGGCUACAUUGCAGCUCAGAGGUGUGGACCCUAUGGUUCAGCCUUUGGUGGAUGAGUGCGGGAAUAUUCUUGUGUAUAAUGGUGAAAUCUUUGGAGGUAUUCAUGUGUCUUGUGAUGAAAAUGACACAGAGAUUCUUAUGCAAUCCUUGAGAGGGUGCUGUUGUAUUUUAAAUGAACAUAAUAUAUCUCAAUUUUAUGAUGCACAAAUGCAUAAAUCCAUUCCUGCCCUACUUUCUCAAAUCAAGGGACCGUGGGCUAUGAUAUAUUGGCAGAAUAGCUCAAAGACCUUGUGGUUCGGGAGGGACGCAUUUGGUAGGCGGAGCCUUCUUGUUCAUUGGCCCACACAAGAGGACUCUCGGUUUCUUCUAUCUUCCGUGUCACCACCAUCUGCAACAAUGGAAAGAUCUGCCUGCAGUAAUUAUGAGCAUAGUGAUUUCUGGGAAGAACUUCCUUGUGGAGUGUACAGUUUGUCUAUUGAUACUUCAAAAACCAAUAGAGAUUUGGUUGCUAAAGUUACAAAACAUGAUUGGCCUGAUCCAAAUCUUAAAGAACUAAUUAGAUGGGAGAGAGAUUUAAUACAACCCAGCCCAGAGGACCUGCAAAUUUCUCAGAUGAAGAUUUCUUGUUGGGAGCAAGACAUUCACCCUAAUGGUACUGAUUGGCUCAACACUGACUCAAGUUUCUCCUUCCAAUGCUUUUAGGACAUAUGGUGUGCUCGUCUACGUUGUUACUACAGAGAGUUCUACUGGCUUUGAGAGAAUCGGUCACGAAACGGACUUCAAAAUAUACAGUUUAUCAGGCAGUUUCACUUGGAUGUGAGCGUAAAAACUAUGCUCCGAUAGCACUGCUAUUUUCUGGUGGAUUGGAUUCUAUGAUACUUGCAGCAUUGUGUGAUCAGUGCAUAGAUGCAAACUAUGCAAUUGAUCUGCUUAAUGUAAGUUUUGAUGGUCAAUGUGCUCCCGAUAGAAUAUCUGCCAGGGCUGGUCUUAAGGAGCUCCAAAGGAUUGCCCCAUCAAGACGAUGGAAACUUGUAGAAAUUGAUGCUGAUCUACAGAACCUAACAUCUGAAACAAAACAUGUCAUGUCACUUAUAAAUCCUGCAAAGACCUUCAUGGACCUGAAUAUAGGAAUAGCACUAUGGUUGGCAGCUGGUGGCGAUGGUUGGGUAUAUCAAACCAACAUGAGCAGUAGUGUUGCUGAAAUCUGUGAACGCGUCAAGUACAAGUCUGAGGCCAGGAUUCUACUGGUAGGCUCUGGUGCAGAUGAGCAGUGUGCUGGAUAUGGCCGGCAUAGGACUAAGUUCAGAAACGGAAGCUGGCUAGGGCUUAGCGAGGAGAUGAAACUCGACAUGCAAAGGAUUUGGAAGAGGAAUCUUGGACGAGACGAUAGAUGCAUUGCCGACAAUGGCAAAGAGGCUAGGUUUCCUUUCUUGGAUGAGGAUGUCAUAAGGGCAUUGCUUGAUAUUCCUUUGUGGGAGAUUGCCGACCUGAACCAGCCAAGCGGUGUUGGGGAUAAGAUGAUCUUGCGAGAGAUUGCCCGAUCGCUUGGAUUAUCCGAAGCUGCUUCUCUGCCCAAAAGAGCAAUCCAGUUCGGUUCUAGGAUAGCACGAGAAUCAAAUCGCAAGAACUUUGGAAGCAACCGCGCUGCAAACCAAGCAUCUGCAGGAAGUGUGGAUAUAUAUGGACAAACUGAGGGUUAAAAGACAGAGAGCGGGCACCUUUUGUGAGGUACAGAAGUUGAACUUGCAUGCUGAGUAGCCUAGCUUCAAGAUUGUCACUCUUUGUGCCCCUCAAAAUGGCUCUAAUAUCACCAUGAUGAGUUUUAAAUUGGUAGACACAAAAGAUUUUGUGACUAUUUGUACAAUUGUACCCAAGGUCUGCGUACAACCGUACACACACCCUCUCCAAACCUACUCUUGUGGGACCCAAUUGGGUUGUUGUUGUUCCCAAGGCCUUGUAAUAGUCGGUCAUGUCGGGGUUUUUCUGUUCUUCAAAGUUUCUCUUGCACUUAUUCAUCCUAUGCGAACCUCAACCGUUGCGAGUGAGCUACGUCUUGGGCGAUGCCUGCAACAGAGACUUCUU
Molecule: messenger RNA, 2411 nt
Organism: Cuscuta campestris
Lineage: Eukaryota; Viridiplantae; Streptophyta; Magnoliopsida; Solanales; Convolvulaceae
Source: the annotation of a GenBank genome assembly